Cucurbita maxima (winter squash) is the source of this 1815-nucleotide messenger RNA. RefSeq names its product ethylene-responsive transcription factor ERF118-like. The transcript has 2 exons. Gene Ontology annotation, biological process: regulation of DNA-templated transcription. Lineage: Eukaryota; Viridiplantae; Streptophyta; Magnoliopsida; Cucurbitales; Cucurbitaceae. Bases 492 to 1661 code for a protein of 389 amino acids. The record is from RefSeq and is a predicted model, not a curated record. Gene Ontology annotation, molecular function: DNA binding; DNA-binding transcription factor activity.
AAAGAGAUUGAAAAAGGGACGAAACCCACCAAAUCCCCAUAUUCAAAUAAAUUCUAUGAUCCGGGGAAUUUGCGGCGGAUCGACUUAGAGAGUCUAACAAUAAUCCGAUGGCCAUAACAUUAAAUUCGUUCAUACCAUCACCAAACCAUCCCUUUUUAAGCAAAUUCCACUCUCCAUCAGUUGUUUCCGGUAAACUUUGACCGAUUCUCAGAACAAUUGCAGGCGCAUUCGACUGUGAAAGAAAACUCAAGAACAUCACGAAGAUUCAGAAGGCCGUCAGAUGAUGAAGCCUUUUCCGACUCGAUUUCUAUAUUUUCUGACUAUUAUAAUGGAGAAUGCCUCGAUUCAUGAGAUUUUGGUGUUUCUUCCAUAGAGAUUUUGGUGUUUCGAACAAUGUCAAGCGUGGAUUGGCGGUGGUUGUUUACUGUUUUUCUCUUUCGAUUUUGAAGAACAGGGAAGAAGUUGAAGACGGUGGUUGAGCAGUAGAUUUUAUGUCGGCUUUGUUCAUAUUGGCAGUCAUUGGGGCUCUGUUGCAGCUCUGGUUUUCUUCUUCUGCUUUCUUCUCACUCUGCUGCUUCUGGCAGAGGUUGAUUCUUGUGCAACAAUCGUUUUCAAUGCUUUUCAGAUUCAAAUGGACUUGUUCUGGAGUAAAAUUCUCGUGGACUUUUCGUAUAAAGCAAUUUCUUCUUCGUUUCUCCACCUUACACUUCCGCUGUUUUGAUUCUCAGAAAUCUUCCAUUGUUUCCGUUCGAUUAUUCAUAAAUUAUUCUGUUCUUGUUCUUCUUAAUCUGUCGUACUACUCUCUGAUGCCGCAUCCUAAUCAGAGAAGUGUUAGCGACAGAAAGUUCAAACAGUCGACGAAUUUCUCUGGAGAUCCGAAAAUGAGGAGAAAAGUUCGUAUAAUCUGUUAUGAUCCUGAUGCAACGGACGCGUCUUCAAGCGAAGAUGAAGGAGAAGUAUACGGAAGAUUAAGAAGAAGAUUGAACAAAAAAAACCGAAUCAUACACGAAAUCGACCUGCCUACGCCGAUGAACGCUCCCGAAUCUAAGAGUUCUAAGAGCAGCAACAAUGGAAACAAAUACCCUCAGUCUCGAAGAUUAUCGUCUUCGAAAUACAAAGGUGUGAGACAGAGACCUUGGGGGAAAUGGGCGGCGGAGAUUCGAGAUCCGUUCAAAAGAAGCCGUGUUUGGCUAGGUACUUACGACAAUGCUGAAGAAGCUUUUCAAGCCUAUGAAUCGAAGCGGUUGCAGUUUGAAGCUAUGGCAGCGGAAAUGGCUUCUGGCAACGGCACUGUGUCAGAUCAGACUGAUUCUUCGGUGAGCACGACGGAGACCACCAUGUCACGCACAUCUCCGCCGUCUGUUCUCGAAUGGAACGAUUCAUCUUCUCAAAGCCGAGAGGGAGAUUCAAUCAAAGAAAAAACAGACACAAAUAUGCACUAUCUUCAAGAAGCGGAUCUGGGGAAUGAAUUUGGUUGGAGUCUGGCUGAUGGAAUCGGGAUGUUCUUGGACGAUUUUGCAAGUCUAGACAACACCCAUUUUUUUGUGUUUGCCGAUGCUGAUGAUGAACCUUGCUUCCUUCCAAAUUUUGAUUGUGAUCAUAUAUGGAAUGCUGAGAUUUCUAGUUGGCUUGAUGAACCGAUCAACAUAACUUGUUCAUAAUUUUUUUCUGCUUAGGAAUUUUCUCCAUUUUUUUGAAGUUUUGAUUCAUUGAGAAUGCAGUUUCUAGAGAGAAAAUGAGAUAGGGUUUAGGGUUUAGGGUUUUUUUUGUUAAUCUAUUUCGAUUUAUAAACGAUUAUUAGUCUUGGAUUCUUUA